AUGUCUGAAAAAAUGAUUGAGAAGAGAACAUGUUAGCUUCAUGAAAAUUUAGAAAUUCUUGCAGUUGAUCUAAGUUAAUAAAGUAACGAAUAAGAUGUUAAUAAAUAUUUGUGUGUAAAAUGUCUAAUUGAAAAGAUUGGAAUAAAAGAGAUUGUUUUGUAUGAUAAGACUAUAGAUAUGAUUAAAGAGAUUAAGAGUAAAUAAAAAAAAUAGAAUCAGGAUAUGAUUCAAGAAAAAGUUCAGAAUAUAAAAUAAUUGUAAUAAUCUAUUUUAGAAUUCGAUAAAAUUAUGAAGGGGACAAUUAGUAAACUAUAAAAUAGUUUUGAUUAAUAAAUAAUGGAGGGUUAGAAAGAAAUACAAUAAAGGGAUUCAUAAAUAGAUUCUAUAAAUUUGGAUUAAGGCAUUCAAAUUCUAUCAAGCAUUUAUAGAGAAAAUGAUGAAUAUGAGAUUCCAACUUAAAAAUAUGAGACAGAGAAUAUUUCAUAGUUUUUAGAUUCCAUUAAAUAGUAACUUCUUCAAAUAUCUACUUCAUAAUAGUUUUUAUAAAUAUAAUAAUCAAUUAAAACAAUUGAAUAAUAAUUUUUAAUAAAAGAAGAUCCUCCAAAAAUAUAGAAGAAUGUAAAUAAUUUUGUAUAUAAUAUUUAGAUAACUCUAAGUUUAAAGUAGAUAUGUAAAAUUCAUGAAUCAGAUAUUAUAAUGAUAAAUUUAAAUCCAUCUGAAUCUUAAUCGUAAAAGAGAUUUGCAUGUGUUGAGUGCAUUUAAGAAUGUUCGAAUAAUUAUGUUUCCUUAAAAGAAGUAAAUAAGAGAUGGAUCUAAUAUACACAAUAAUAAAACGAAAUUAAAUAAAAUUACUAAAUUAAAAGAUAAUCAAAGUUUAAUUCAGCCACUUUAAUAAUUAUGUAAUUAAAAGAAAAGUAUCAAAAAUACUCUCUCUGAGAUUAUUUAAUCACUUGAUACAUAAUUUAAAUAGGAAGAUUCUUUAUUUUUAAUUAAAAAUGAUUAUAAGGAUUUCAAUAUUAAUUAAUUAGACGAAUAAGAAAUCCAAAAUGUUGUCGAUAUUUUGUGUUAAAAAGAUUAACAUUCUAAAUUAAAAAAUAAAUAAGAAGACCUAAAUUAAUUUGAUUCAAAAUUUUAUUCAAAUUUAAAACUAAAUUUAGAUAAUCUUAUGCAAUAUGAUAUCUUAACUAAACAUAAUCUAAUUAAAAUUAUUGAUGAUAAUGAAUAAGAUAUUAUAAAGAUUGAUGAUUAUGUUCAAAAUAAUAAUGAACUUAAUAAUAAGCUAGAUGCUAAUUCUUUCUUUAAAAAAUUAUUAAUAUCAGACUAAUAUAACUUCAUUCUUAAUGAUGUAUUUAACUUUUAUAUAAAUUUAUAAAAAGAGUUAGAUGAUUUAUAAUAACAAGGAGAAGUGAUGUAAUUAUUCAAUCAACAAUAAUAAUAGUAAUCACAAUUCUUUUAAAAAUAAUAUCAAUUAUUUUAGUCUAAUUCAAAUAAAAUGAAAACAUUAAUUAUGGCUGAAGAUAAUUUAAAGUUAUUGAAACAAUUAUAAGAAUCAAAUUAAUAAUAAUAAUCAAAAUUGAUAGAAGAGGGAAAACAACUAGAAGAAAUUAAUUUACAAUUAACUUAAAUUAAAGAGAAAGAAUUCAAACUUUAAGAAAAAGUAAAACAAGAUAUUGAAUUAAUAGAAAGUUUGUCAAGUAAGUUAAAGGAUCAAGAAAACAUAAAUAAAUAAUUAAAUGAAAAAACAAAUGAAUAAAACUAAUUAAUACAGACGAUUUAAAACAAUUUAGACAAAACUAAAUCAGAAUUAAGUAUUAAAGACUAAGAAUUAAAGAACAAUAUAUCUUAAAAUGAAGAAAAAUUAUUAGAAUUGCAAAGUGUUUACUCUUUUGUAAGAACAUCUUGGACUAUUGGAAAAAAUACUAUAUUAAAAGAUGAUUAUUGUAUUAAAAUUCUUAAAACUAUUGAAGAAAAGACUAAGAAAAAAAUUAAAAAUCAAUAUUUGAUUUAUUGUGGAACAAAGGAUGGAUUAAAUGGAUAAACUUUUUGGAAAUGUGUCGAUAAACUCUCAAAUUUAUUAAUGAUAUUUAAAUCUAAAAGUGGUUAUAUAUUUGGUGCAUUUUCUCCUUGUUAAUGGUAAUUAAUGUCUGGUAGUUACUUUCAAGAUAAUGCAUUGUCAUCAUUUUUAUUUUCAUAGACACAUGAUUAAAUAUAUCCAUUAAAAGAAGCAAAUAAAUAGCAUUCUAUUUAUUGUAAUCAAUCAUCAUAUGGACCUACUUUUGGUGGGGGUCAUGACUUAUAUAUUUCAGCAGAUUUUAAUGGUGGAUAUUCUAGUUUAGGGCAUUCUUAUUAGUGCAAUUAAUAUCAAAUCGCAAACACUAGUACUCAUUUAUUUGGUUAAUCAACUCCAAAUAUAGCUGAAUGUGAGAUAUUGAUGUUAACAUUUGGAUGA
This is a messenger RNA of Paramecium sonneborni, 2449 nucleotides long. The record is from the annotation of a GenBank genome assembly. NCBI's taxonomy places the organism in Eukaryota, Ciliophora, Oligohymenophorea, Peniculida, Parameciidae.